Messenger RNA from Saxophila tyrrhenica, 1980 nucleotides. RefSeq lists its product as uncharacterized. The coding region runs from base 1 to 1980 and encodes 659 amino acids. The record is from RefSeq and is a predicted model, not a curated record. Lineage: Eukaryota; Fungi; Ascomycota; Dothideomycetes; Mycosphaerellales; Extremaceae. The transcript has a single exon.
AUGAAGGCGGCACUGCUGCUCUUCUGGCAACUUGCAGCAUGCCUCGCAACGAGAGCAGCAGACCGCUUACCACCACCCGAAUACGACGAAGCCAUCGACAAUGGGACGUACGGAUACUACCCGACUCGACGGUACGUGACUGCGCCGGACGUCAAAGCACCAGAGACGAACUUCCUGCAGUGGAGUCCGCAGUGCGAUGAUGGGCUACUGUACUUCAUCACGCCGAGAGGGUACAGCUUGCCUAGGCCGGGACCAAUGAUAUUGGAUAGAAGGGGAGAGCUGGUGUGGGCACAUCAUUUUGAGAAUAAGUUCGGAGGGCAGGCGUACGACUUGAUGGUGCAGCGGUACAAGGGCGAAGAUUACUUGACGUUUUGGCUGGGAGAUGAUCGAGUUCGAGGACAUGGCGCGGGGUCAUACUACUUACUGAACUCGUCCUACGAGAUCGCGUACAAGGUGGCAGGUGCCAAUGGCAUGUCUGCUGAUUUGCACGAGUUCUUAAUCCUGCCCGAGGGUACGGCACUCAUGACCAUAUACGAGGUGGUUCCCGGCGAUGUGUCGAUGUUCCGCAGCUUUGAUUCUGAGAAGCCAGAAGACAAGGACCCGAAUUAUGUCUGGGACUGCCUGUUCCAGGAAGUCAACAUUGAAACCGGAGAGCUUGUAUUUCAGUGGCGCGCAUCGGAGCACUACAACGUCACUGAGACCUAUCGACCAAUCUAUCAGGGCGGUACGAAGAACGAUCCCUGGGAUUGGUACCACAUUAACAGCAUGGUCAAGGACGAGCUUGGCAACUAUCUCAUCUCUGCUCGAUAUACGCACAGCAUCACUUAUAUUGAUGGCAAGACUCAGGAGAUCAUCUGGCAGUUGGGAGGCAUGAGGAAUUCAUUCAUGGAUCUGAGUGGCGGUGAUGCGACGAACUUUGCGUGGCAGCACGAUGCUCGAUUUGUGUCGCCUGAGAGGUUCCCAGAAACAUACACGCCUCCAGAGCUACGACAGGGCUACACCUCCAAGCUGAUCAGUCUGUUUGACAAUGCCGCUGAGGACCAGCACUACAACUUUGGACUGAAAUACUCGCGUGGGCUGCUGGUAGAAGUCACCUACCCAACACCGGGAACAGAAAAGUCCAGCACAGUGCCCUUUUGGACUGGCGACAAGCACACCCCAAGGAAAGAUGACGAGCCGACAGAGGACGAGAAGAAGAUCAUAGCAAUCAAUGGGACAGAUCCAGCCUACACCGUACGAGUGAUCAAAUCCUACGAAAACCCAAACCUCAUCCGCUCCUCCUCGCAAGGCUCGAUGCAGAUCCUGCCGCAAGGCGAAGGGAUGGAUUCAAAGGUAUUCGUCGGCUAUGGCCUUAACGCUGCCUGGACCGAAUUUGAUUCCAACGGCACUGCGCUCUGCGACGUCCAUUUCGGCGCAAGCACGUCCUUCGAGCGAGGUGACGUGCAAAGCUACCGUGCGUACAAAUUCCGAUGGCAUGGCCGACCCAAGAAGCCACCGAGCGUAAGCGUCUCGGACGAGGACUCGCAGAUCCUUGUCUCCUGGAAUGGAGCGACAGACGUCGCCGAGUGGAUUCUGCAGAGCUCAAACAGCAAUAGCGAGACCGCCGAGUGGAAAGAGGUCGAACGAGUCCCCAAACACAAGUUCGAGACCGCCAUCACUGUCCCUCCCGUCGAUACCGGAUCACGCUACCUGCGUGUCGUCGCUCUGUCAGAGAGCGAUGAUGACUUCACCCACGGCAUCAGCAAGGUCAUCGAUCGCGGCAUCAUGGCGUCGUACUUUCCUGCAAUCAACAAGAAGAUACCCACGGAUGUCGGGAUUGCGCCUCAUUUCAAGAUUAUGGUCAUCGUGGCGGCCAACAUCAGCUUACUCCUUGUGCUCUAUGAGGCAUAUCGGAGGUACCUGAUCUGGCGGCAUGGCAGGGCGAGUGGACCGCUCAUGUUCCGGAAGGGACCGAUGUAUCGGUUGUUGGGCGAUGGAUGA